Molecule: messenger RNA, 2433 nt
Organism: Daldinia caldariorum
Lineage: Eukaryota; Fungi; Ascomycota; Sordariomycetes; Xylariales; Hypoxylaceae
Product: acetyl-CoA synthetase-like protein
Exons: 7
Coding region: 565-2295 (576 amino acids)
Source: RefSeq, a predicted model, not a curated record
CGUACGUACUAUGGUACUAUGUAAAUACUAGUUUAUGCUUAAUCCUUGAUUCCCCGGUAAUGCUAAGUCUUUAACCGAACAAAACCGGGGUUAGCGGCGUGGAGGGACGGCCUACGGGCGCCUAUGGGGAACGCUACUGCCCCGCAAUUUGCCCAUUCCCUACCUCCUGCCCUACCCGCCCUCUCAGGGUAGGUAGUGGUUGCCCUCUACCUAACCUAGUGCCUACCUACCUGUUACCUAUCUCUUAUCUACCCGGGGUAGUACCUAAUAGGUAAGGUAACCUUAGGUUAGGUAGGUUAAGAGGUACUCUUGUACCGACUCUUAUAAGUCUGGAUACCCUUCCUCAACCAAAUAUCAUCGUGAACUUUGAAGAUCGUCAUCUUCCCCAGUUUUGUUUCUUGUUCGUUUUAUUGAUACCAGCUAUACCUAUAACGAAUAGGUAUCUCGUGUGAAUUCACUCUACAGUCCCGUCCGGUCUGGUUCAGAUACUCGGGCGGAGUUGUUACACUUUUUUUUUUCUUUUUUUUCUCUUCGUUUUCCGCAUUUACCCUUUUUACUACUAAUAUGUCCGGACCGACGUCAAGGUUGAGGAACCUUCUAGGCCAUCUGGGACCGGCUACCUCCAAGUCGCCCGUUGGCGUUGACCAUACCUACCACAUCCACCAGCUGUCCCCAACAUUCUUCUUGCCGAGGGCCGCUGCUAUCGAACCCGACGCUCCCGCCAUAUAUCACGUCACCGCGAACAACAAAGUCUUGAGGAGGCCGUACAGCGAAUUCGCGGAUCGUGCUAGGGGGUUGGCGUAUUACCUCCUGAAACACAACUAUAAGAGGGUUGGCGUACUAGCGACUAAUACGCCUGCUUUCCUGGAAUCGAUAUUCGGGAUUGUGGCCGCUGGCGGGGUUAUCGUCCCUGUGAAUUAUCGAUUAAAACCCGGUGAUAUCACGUAUAUUUUUGACUUCGCUCAAGUGGAUUCCAUUAUCGUGGAUAAUGAAUAUCUACCGUUAUUAGACGACUUUAAAAAGACCCAUCCCAAAGUGAAAUUCAUCGUUGACCUAGAUACCGAUGCGACGGAGGGCGAGCUCUGCGGGCCAUUUGACGAAGCCGUGCUGGAAGGGUUGAAAUAUGACCAGGCACGGGGUAGUAAAGGAUGGUCCGGUUUGGAUGUUCAGGACGUCCACGAAGAUGACAUGAUUGCCAUCCCCUUUACAUCCGGGACGACCUCAAAACCCAAAGGAUGCGUCUACACCCACCGAGGCGCGUACCUUGCAGCACUAGCCAACGUAAUCGAAUCCGGGUUGAGCCCUGAUAAAGGGAGGUGUAAAUAUUUAUGGACACUACCGAUGUUCCAUGCUGUGGGCUGGACGUUUCCGUGGGCGGUUACCGCGGCUCGAGGCACGCACUACUGCCUGAGGAGAAUCGACUACCCGUUAAUCUGGACACUCCUGAAGGAAGAAGGCAUCACCAACUUUAGCGCGGCGCCGACGGUAAAUAUCCAGCUUUGCAACUCGAAAGAAGCAGAGAAGUUGCCGCAGCCCGUAAAGGUCACCGUGGCCGCAAGUCCACCAACGCCGCAUCUUUUCAAGCAAAUGACCGAAUUAAACCUACACCCCCUCCACGUAUACGGCAUGACGGAGACAUACGGGCCCAUCACGAAGGGAUACCACCUGCCGCAGUGGGACGCGCUGCCGGAAACCGAAAGAUACGUGCAGAUGGCGCGGCAGGGCCACGGCUUCAUCACCAGCCUGCCUAUCCGCAUCGUCAAGACGGAGCAGCCGGAGGGCGUCCUGAUCGACGUGGCCAGGGACGGCAAGGAGAUCGGCGAGAUCGUCUUCUUCGGCAACAUCUGCUGCAAGGGGUACUACAAGGACGCCGAGGCCACGAAGAAGCUCUUCGCCGGCGGCGCCCUGCAUUCCGGCGACCUCGCCGUGUGGCACCCCGACGGCAGCGCGCAGAUCCAGGACCGGGCUAAGGAUAUCAUUAUCAGCGGCGGGGAAAACAUCUCCUCGGUAGCGCUCGAGGCCAUGUUAGCCCAGCACCCGGACGUGCUGGAGGCGGGGGUCGUCGCGGUGCCGGACUCGCACUGGGGCGAGCGGCCGAAGGCGUACGUGACGGUGCAGGCGGGGAGGACGCUCGCGCCGCAGGACGUGAUCGACUGGGCGCGUGACCAGAGCGCCAUCAGCAAGUUCAUGGUGCCGCGGGAGGUCGAGGUUGUCGAGGAGCUGCCCAAGACGAGCACCGGCAAGAUCCAGAAGACCGUGCUCAGACAGUGGGCCAAGACGGGGGGGAGGAGGUGAAUGAUGGGAUACGAGACGUCGGCGUUUUCCGAGGAGAACAAAAGGAUUUUGAUAGUUAGCUCAUGGAGGGGGAAAGGGUUCUGAAGUCGACCGCGAGGCAAGGGAGCAUGGGGGCUAUUCGGAAGUCUGUGCAUCGUA